GUCUGCCGUUCACCAUAUAAUUAGAACUACUCAUAUCUUCUCCUCUUUUUUGGUUUUCCAUCCUUUAGACAGAUUCAUUCAAGAGAGAGAAAUCACUUACCAACUCAACAUUAGAUCUAUCUAUUAUCUUCGUCUUCCAGAUAUUUUCGCCCUUUUCUUUUGUCUCUUUUUAUUUUUCCCUUAGCUAAAAUUAGGGUUUUCCCGUUUUUACCUGUUUUUCUCUUACCGCAACCUCAAUUUUCAGGAUUAGUUUUGAAUUAGCGUUUGUUGAACGAGAUUCCGAAUUAUGAGGACUUCAUGGGCGGAUUCUGUGGCAGCUGAGAAUGAGAAUGGGGCUAGCAGUACUGCUAGACCAAGCAAACCUACCUAUGUGCCGCCACAUCUUCGUAACCGGCCACCGUCUUCUGAUUCUUCAUCAGGACCUCCACAGGCUGCACCUCCACAAGCUAAUGAUAGGCCUGUGUAUGCUGGUCCACCUGGUGGCUCUCGUUGGGGUGGUGGUGGUUCGAGACCUGAUUUUGGUCGUGGAGGUGGAGGUGGAGGUGGUUAUGGUGGGGGUCGCGGGGGUGGACCUGGGUGGAAUAACAGAGGUGGAGGGUGGGAUCGUGGCAGGGGUAGGGAAGUUAAUCCAUUUGGAAAUGAUGAGGAGGAUCAAGGUGAACAGGCGUUCGAGCAGCAGAAUACGGGCAUUAACUUUGAUGCUUAUGAGGAUAUCCCUGUGGAGACUAGUGGGGAUAAUGUGCCUCCUCCUGUAAAUACAUUUGCAGAAAUUGACCUUGGAAGGGAGGUUAAUGCUAAUAUUAGAAGAUGCAAAUAUGUGAAACCUACACCUGUUCAGCGUCAUGCUAUCCCAAUUUCCCUUGCAGGACGAGAUUUGAUGGCUUGUGCACAGACUGGUUCUGGAAAAACUGCAGCUUUCUGUUUCCCUAUUAUUAGUGGUAUAAUGAAGAGUCAACAGGCUCAGAGACCUCGUGGGUAUCGAACUGUUUAUCCACUUGCCCUUAUCUUGUCUCCUACUAGGGAGUUAUCAAUGCAGAUUAAUGAGGAAGCAAAGAAGUUUGCCUACCAAACUGGUGUCAGAGUGGUGGUUGCUUAUGGAGGAGCUCCAAUCAGCCAACAGUUGCGCGAACUUGAAAGAGGAGUUGAUAUUCUUGUUGCAACCCCUGGAAGAUUGGUUGAUUUACUUGAAAGGGCUAGAGUAUCACUCCAAGCGAUUCAAUAUUUGGCACUUGAUGAGGCAGAUAGAAUGCUGGAUAUGGGUUUUGAACCUCAAAUUAGAAAGAUAGUUGAACAAACUGACAUGCCACAUCGAGGUGUCAGACAGACAAUGCUGUUCAGUGCAACCUUCCCCAAAGAGAUACAGAGGCUUGCAUCAGAUUUUCUAUCAAAUUACAUUUUUCUGGCUGUUGGAAGGGUGGGCUCAAGCACUGAUUUGAUUGUUCAGAGGGUUGAGUUUGUGCAUGAGUCUGAUAAGAGAAGUCAUUUGAUGGACCUACUUCAUGCACAAAGAGCUAAUGGAGUACAAGGAAAGCAAGCACUAACACUUGUUUUUGUGGAGACCAAGAAAGGGGCUGAUGCAUUGGAGCACUGGUUGAGUAUUAAUGGGUUUCCUGCGACUAGCAUUCAUGGUGAUCGUUCUCAGCAAGAAAGAGAGCUUGCACUGAGAUCAUUCAAAAGCGGAAAUACUCCUAUUCUGGUUGCAACUGAUGUGGCAGCUCGAGGUCUGGAUAUUCCUCAUGUCGCGCAUGUGAUCAAUUUUGAUCUUCCAAAUGACAUCGAUGACUAUGUCCAUCGGAUCGGACGUACAGGACGCGCUGGGAAGACCGGCUUAGCCACCGCCUUUUUCAAUGAAAAUAACCAGUCACUAGCUAGACCACUUUCUGAGCUUAUGCAAGAAGCAAACCAGGAAGUACCUGAUUGGCUUGUUCGGUAUGCGUCACGUGCAUCUUAUGGUGGAGGCAGAAACAGGCGAACCGGGGGUGGCCGCUUUGGGGCUCGUGACUUCAGAAGGGAUGGCUUCAACAGAAGCGGUGGAGGCGGAGGCGGAGGCGCUGAUUACUACAGCGGGAACAACAGUGGUGGGGGAUACUAUGGAAGUGGAGGUGGAGGUGGUUAUAAUCCAGGUGCGUCUAGUGCUUGGGAUUAGCGUCUAUCUCUAGCCGUAUCAGUGUUACCAUGCUAUCACCUCCUGGUAUAUACGCAAUGAUUUUGUUGGUAAAUUGUUCUUGUGUUCGCCCAAAGUGCUGAGAAUUCUUGAAUUUCAUAGGCUUGGGGCGUCAAAUGCAAAGUGGGUUGUUGAACCUGCCCCCCACCGAUAUUUUAGUCCGUGUCAGAGUUAGAUGUGUGAUAUUCAUUAGGGAUUGUUAUACACUAACAGCUUAGGCUUUUGCUGGUUCAUACCAUGAAGCUUAUUAGGGGUUUUUCCUUCCAUUUCUUGUAAUGUCUUGCAGGGGCUGUCUGCUAGGGUUGGGUUUGGGUAUAUUGGGAGGUGAAUAUAUGAGGAAUAGUACUGCACUACUUUUUUGCC
Amaranthus tricolor (Joseph's coat) is the source of this 2527-nucleotide messenger RNA. Its product is annotated as DEAD-box ATP-dependent RNA helicase 37-like. The coding region runs from base 287 to 2146 and encodes 619 amino acids. Gene Ontology annotation, cellular component: nucleus. The record is from RefSeq and is a predicted model, not a curated record. NCBI's taxonomy places the organism in Eukaryota, Viridiplantae, Streptophyta, Magnoliopsida, Caryophyllales, Amaranthaceae. Gene Ontology annotation, molecular function: RNA helicase activity; ATP binding; RNA binding. The transcript has 7 exons.